Molecule: messenger RNA, 7272 nt
Organism: Dermacentor andersoni
Lineage: Eukaryota; Metazoa; Arthropoda; Arachnida; Ixodida; Ixodidae
Product: sialin-like
Biological process (GO): monoatomic anion transport; transmembrane transport
Cellular component (GO): membrane
Molecular function (GO): transmembrane transporter activity
Source: RefSeq, a predicted model, not a curated record
CAAACAACUAUUGGAAUCUCAAGUGAGAAUGGCAGAAUGUAGCAGAGAUCCAAAUCAUGGACGAUUGCGACGCAUUCCAUGUGUACAGGGAGACGACCAUGUUAGCUAGAUGGGCAUACAUUUCCUUGAAAUAAAUUUUGGCCGCUGCUAUGUGCCAACUGUUUAAAUUCAUUGCACAAGGAAAACAAGAGGAAGAAAUUGAGAAAAUUGGCUGUGUUUUACGCAUGCUUCUGUGUUCAUGCUGCAAAAUCUAAAUAAAAUAUAGCAAGCGAAACGCUUUCUGCAGUUAAUUCUUCAGUCACUUAACACAUCAUCAUGUCAUUCAGUGCACAUAUAGCUUCAAGUUAUUUGUAAAUUCAUACUGGAAAAAAAAGAAGACAUCUGCAUUAUCGAUUUUAUUGGAGAUGAAGAAAAGAAAUCAAUUACAUCAGUAAAUACAGUUAUAUUGAACCGUUAUCACUGCUCAUAGUUAUUAUCAUAGGUUAGAAAACUCUGGAAAAUGAAAUGGUUAGGUAAUUGGUUAGAAAAUGUAAGAGUAUCUAAAAAAAUGCAUUUCAAAUAUUGCUUAUGCCAAAAAUUGAAGGUGCUUGGAAAUAGAACCACUUAAUUUGGGGCUUAAGUAAUAAUUAUAGUGGAAUUAAGUACAGGAAGAGCUCCCACAUUCAGAUACUAAAUUAUUCCAGACAUAAUUUGCUCAUUAUUUGGAGCAUGAGCAUUCUUAAUCAGAAGGGAACAAUUUAGGUUUACGUUACUUUGUCAAGUACUGUACGAAGUGAUCUGUGUGCUGUGACAAGCUAAAAGAGAAAAAAAAAAUCCUUUUAUGUCAGAAAUAGUUAUGCAUUGAGGCUGUUAUGAAUGGAAGGUUCCUUUCACUAUUACUCAUUGCCUCAUUAUAAAAAUGAGCCUUAGAGUUAAGAAGUGCUGAUGGUUGGAGGAGUUUAUCCAUAAAAAUGAUUAAGCUGAAACAGUGGUUCCUGAAGUCAAGGAUCAGAUAUCUUUGUGCCAUUUGUCUUUAUCGUACUCUCUUCAGAACUCUGUAUGCUGUGCAUUAUUUGGCUCAAGAACAUGUUAACUAGAAAGUUAUUUCAAAUACUUUUAUGUUAGAGCAUUUGCAUGUGGUGGGAGCUAAAUGUAGCAUAUUAAGAAUGCAGUAUUAUGUGCAAUCUAUUUCAUGGGGUCUCCCUAGAACAUUCUUACUUGACGGGGUACUGACACACACUGCCCAUGCUUUUUGUGCUUGAAAGGAUGACGGCAAGAACAAAGGUUAGAAAACGAGUGAAUUUAAUGCUUAAUAAGAUGCUCGAAAUGCCAGGUCUGGCAUCAUCAACAUUAUUGUGAUGCGACAAUGAGAAAAAUUUGCGGAUGUCAUGUAGCAGUAAAGCUCGGGCACGAUGCCAUUGCCAGUAAAAAUUAAAAAAAAAAGUGAGAGAGAGAGACAGCUGUGUGGUGCUUUUUCCAGCUGCACUCGUGUGUGGCAGCUGCAUGUAGCAAAGGCAGAAUCGGAAUGAGCCAGUCUAUUGUGACAUCCUGAAGCAUGCAUCCACAUUCUUGGUGCCAAAACUGAAACUAUUUCAUAGAAGAAGGAGCAUUGCAGUAAAUUAUUUAGGGUACUGUGAUGAUUGCCAGUAGUUUUUGUACAGUUUUGAAGUCCAGGACCUUCAUUUAAUGAAAAAAAAAAUGACUGAAAGCAUGAGUGAGUACUUCUUUAAUGGCCUUCGAUUGUGGUGUUUGUUACUGGGUGCACUAGUAGGAGUUUUAGCAUAGGCUAAUGUAUUUGGGAAUCGCUCCAGAUGCUGUGGUUACUUUCAUAAGCACUCAAUUCAAAUUAUUGUAUCUGGCCUCUUGUUUCAUCGUGGAACACCCUCUGUCUUCCUGUUACCAUCCUCCUAGCUGCCAUUGAACCUGAGUAUAAAUGAUGUGGCCAGUUCCUUUCAGUGAGGGCACCUUCGAAUCCUUUUCAUUAUCUCAUUAGUAGUUUCUGGGAAGAAGUAAAGGUAAUGUUUUUUUUAUAUUGGUAUGACAAUGCAGUGACUGGAAUAGCUCUUAAAGCUCUAUUGGCACUUCUGGGAACUACAUGUGUUUCGCCAAAUUAACAUGGAGACAGUUAAUGUUUUUGUAAAUAAUCAAUUUAGUGAUUGUAUAGAGCAUAGGAAGAACUAUGGGCUUUUUAAACAAGUAUGCAGCAUGUGACAUUCUUGCAGAAGAAGGUGGAACAGUAGAAUCUUAAGUGUUGCAUGUUGUGGGUGUUCACAAUGGACCUGAUGCAAGUGACCCGUACCCGUAAACGCUUAAACCCGUAAACGCUUCAGCGCAACAUGUAGGGCCUGUAAUGGCAUUGCGUUGGUGCCACUGUGCUGCCUGUAAAGAGCGGUGCCAGUGAAAUUGUAUCAUUUUCAGAUUAUGAGCACUGAUAAUUUUUUUUUCACUUUUUAAUAAUCGGAACAUUUAGGAUAAAAUGCAUACGCUGUGAAUGAAAGCUUUCAUGAGUUCAGCUAGCACGCUGUGAUUCUAAAAAAAAUUGGUUGGAUAAUUCAAUCAAAAAGAUAAACCUCGUCUAACCAACUUUUGUGAUUGGGCAAUAUAGCAUCUAUUUUGCAUAUAAAACAUAGGAAAAUAUACAGCUUAGCUAUAGCUUACCUAUACAUAAAUAAAUAUAGAACAUCAUGACAACGGCAACACCGAAAAUUUGUUAAUUCUCGCAAAGCCUGGGCGCAUGGUGUUGAAUGCCAAAUUAAGAGUGUCAAUCUGCAGUCGCUUUUGCAACCUAGACAGUGAUUCAUCAGAUUAGAAUGCCUUACCAGAGCAGAAAUUCACAUUUGUCGUGGAACCCAUAUUCUGUAAACUUCUGUUGUUGACUGUACGUACACAUACUUUGGUACAUCUCUGCUGUACUGAAACUCACUAUUGCUAAAUUACAAAUUUUUUUUUUCGUGUUUAAAUGAUAAAUAUCUAUGCUGUGUGGGCUGUUCAAGGUCUUUCAUUUAGAUUACUGGUAUGAGUGGCUGGUCAUGUACUGGAGGGAUUGGCACUUGUUGCUAGUUUGAAUCUGAAGAAUACCACUUGUGUAUCGAUGGAUGUGCCACCAUUUUCAGCCCUCACACCACAUUUAAGCCAUGUUGGCUAUAUACUGCACGCAAUCAGUUUAAGUUAUGUUUAGUUCACAACUGGACCUCUGUGGAGCUGUAGGUUGGGUGUGGGCCGUAGUAUGGAAACUAUGGUGGUUUCUGCUGUUUACACAUGGAGUCAGUGAUGACAAAAUUUUCUCCUUCUCCUAUUACUUUCUUCUUUUUUUUUUGCUCCCUACAGGAUGGUUGUCAAUCCCUACAAGACACAUUUUUGUCCUCUUGGGCUUUCUUGCCCUUGUGAAUGUCUACACUCUCAGAGUGAGCCUAAGCGUGGCCAUUGUGGCAAUGGUGAAGCAUCCUGCAGAAGAGGUGGUCACUGUAAAUGGAACAAGCUUCAUCAAUUAUACCCAGUGCCAACCAGAUGAUGAUUAUCAUUUGACCACUUCUGAUCCACCAGCAGGGCAGCGUGGUGAUCAGGCGGAGCGCUUUGACUGGGAUGCCCAGGUGCAAGGCCUGGUGCUGGGAUCCUUCUUCUACGGCUACAUCUUGACAGUGCUGCCAGGAGGUGUGCUGGCUGAACAGUUUGGGCCGAAGUGGCUCAUUGGCCUUGGUGUUGUCAUCACCAGCCUGCUGUCCAUGGUGCUCCCCGCAGCUGCACAUGCCCACCACCUGAUUGUGGUUGCCAUCCGCAUACUUCAGGGUCUGGCAGAGGGGGUUGUGUUCCCUGCCAUGCACACCAUGAUUGCAUUAUGGACGCCGAUCACUUCUCGGAGCCGUGUCAUCUCGAUCGUGCAGUCUGGCUCUGAUGUUGGUGCUGUGGUUGCCAUGAUGGCAUCUGGUGUUCUAGCUGAAUCAACAUUUCUUGGUGGCUGGCCAUCUAUCUUUUAUAUCUUUGGCUUUGCAGGUAUUAUCUGGUUUAUAGCCUGGUGUUUACUGGCAUUUGACACACCUAGCCAGCACCCCAGAAUCUCAAGAGAAGAACUGGAGUUCAUUAUUGCCAACCAGGGAAAUGAACAGGCGCAGCUGAAGCGGAAGGUUCCAUGGCUCAAGAUAUUGCUGUCCAUCCCUGUUUGGUCGAGUGUCCUCUCACACUUUGGCUUCAAUUGGAUUCACUAUAUUUUUCUCUCUGAAAUGCCCACAUACCUGACAUCAGUGCUGCAUUACAGCCUCGGAGCAAAUGGAUUGCUUUCUGCAGUCCCCUACGUGCUCGGAGCCUUCCUGUGUUGUGUAGCCAGCCUAGUGGCCGAUGUCUUUCGAAAACGUGGCACCAUGUCUAUCACCAACAACAGGAAGCUGUUCAAUAGCUUAGGUGUACUGGUGCCUGGCCUAUUCCUGUUGCUGGUGCCCUUGGCUGGCUGCAAUGGUUUCUGGAACAUGGUACUGCUUGCCGUUGCAGGUGGCUUUCACGGAAUGGGGCAUAGCGGUUUUAUGGCUGCUUUUGUUGAUCUUGCACCAGACUUUGCAGGUACCCUUCUGGGAAUAUCCAAUGUAAUUGCCAGCAUUCCCGGAAUUGCCAUACCAGCCAUGCUAGGCGAACUGCUCAAGGAACGGAGUCCCCUUGAAGCGUGGGCACUGUUUUACUACAUAGGGAGUGCAAUAGGCAUAAUCACAGCCCUGGAGUUUAUCCUGCUUGGCUCAUCAGAACUGCAGAGUUGGGGAGUUGACACAAUGUUCAAGGUUGUCGUUAAAUACGGCACUUCUCAAUCCAUCCAUCUUGGAGCUGAACCAACAGGGGAUGAGAACCAGUCGCCUCUUACAAGCUAGUGCUUGUAGCAGAUUUCACAGUAGAGGGCGCACCUUCUUUAUAACACUCGAUAGCUUGUGCAUUAUUGUAUAGCGUGUGUGUACCACAUCUUUGCAUUUGUCGCUCAUGUGGUAAACAGGCCAGUAACUGCGGUCCAUUAGGAUGGCUGUACAAGCUUUUACAGAUUUGUGUGGCAUAUUCUUGCUUUUGCAAGCUGCCAUGUGCGGUCUCUACAGUUCCGGGCACUGUUUCAUGGGAUGGUUAUUACUGAGGACUUUUGAAACAUCGUACAGGGCCCAACGAAUUAAAUGUGAUAAAUCAUGUUGAUGCGAUGGGCUGCUUCCCAUUUGUGACUAAAAUAAGGUGAAGGUUUUGCUUGCUGUAUCCCAAAGCAGUAGUUUCCAUGGCAUCACAACAAAUGCCAAUAGCAGACUGCUCAAGUUAUUGCUUGCAUUUUUUGAGCACUGUAUUCACAUGCAACAGAUGCCUGGACUUGGUAUGACCAUGCAUGCCUGUGCUGCAACUUGCCACUAAUACAUAAACAAGCAGCCUGAGUUGGUUUAUUGCAAUUGCUUUGUUACACUCUUGAGAUCGAUCAUCUGAAACUUCUUUUGCUGGCUUUUAUGUCAAGUUUGUUUUCCUGUCAUGAAAUUUUAGCCUGAAAGCUGGAUUUCUUGGUUUGAUGAGUCUUCCCGGCCUGUUUCCCUAAUUAUUUGCCCUGAACGUGUUUCAUACAUCUGCAGCUCUUCUACCAUGUUUAGGAAGUUAUCAUUGUGGCUUGAACUGUGAUAUGCCUACAAUCCAACAGGAACAAAGGGCCUUAUAGUGUGCUGUACUUUAAACAAGCUUUUCUUUUUCUACAGGAUUGACACUUUAGACGAAAGAGGUAAAAGAAUUAGUGUUUAUAAUUUUAUAUGUUUGUUGGGUGAUGCAUUGCACUUAUUAUUGCUUUAUGGCCAUCAGCUUAUGUGAAAUAUAUUGAGUGUACUCUGUGCCCGCUGAGCGUUCUGCUUGAAUAUUUCUGUUCCAGGUAUUAUUUUUGUGAUGAUUGUGAAGUCUAGAAGCCUUACUAGUAUUAGUUUGGUGGAAGUCAUUGUGGAGAAAAAACUAUCUCCUCACAGUUGAAAAAAGCAGCCUGUACUUGAAAAACGCAGUCUGCAGCUCCUCUGCUUUUAAUGCAGAGCUGGUCCCACGACUUGUCUUUUGUUUUUUUCCUCAGACAUUGCGCUUUAUGCUGUGUGAAAAUCUUAACUUUUCCAUGGCUCCCAGCAGCCUGGAACAAUUUUUUAGUUGACUGUACCAGUUGCGGCGGUUCUCGCCUACUUGUUUUGUGGUUUAUGCUAUUGGGUAAUGAAAACAAGCACUUGACUGAAGUUCCAUGGUGCUGGUUUUGUUAAUGGUGCCACACUGUGAUGAUGGUAAGAAAAGUUGAAAGGUCAGGUGUGAGAAGUUGCAAGCCAUUAAAUUCACUACAAAGUUCCUGAUUUUGUUGCAUGCUUUUCUUCACUUCAUUGUUGCUUUCAUACAGGGAUAUGCAAUGUGAAGCAGAGAUGUGCAGUUUAUAUCUCUGUUUUAAUUGAUAGGUGCCCCUAUUGUGUGGCUUUAAGCCCAUAGGUGUUUUUGCUUUUUUGUUCUCUUUUGGUCUUAGUUCUAAUCUGUUUUGGAGGUAUAUGGGAGGAGUUGAAUAUUGCUUUGUCAGAGUGGUAUUUCUUGUAUUAUCAGACAUGUGUACAGGUGCUCUAAGCUCCACUGGCACAGAACUGAUAUGUAAUCUAAAAAGUGCCUUUUUCUACUUAUAAUGACAAUAUAUGAAGCUUAUAUAUGAUGAGCUGAAACUUGUUUACUUUGAAAAAGUAGUGGGCAGUGCCACGUUUUCUUCGCUUUUAUGAGCAUUUAUGAACAAAAUCACAAAUAGAAUCCUGCAGGGAGUGUGCUGCUAUUCCCGUAUCAAAGUUUACUAUGUGUACACUGGUGGUCGAAAACAAGAAUUUUGUAAGUACUAACCACUUUCACAGGCAGCAUCUCAACAAAUUUUAUGCAAACUACACUGGUGCACUUGUUGAACACUUGCACCGCUGUUGAUAAGCUGAGCUUGUUAAGCACCCAACAUGAUUUACACUAUAUUUAUAUUCAUUAACAUUGUGAAUGUAUUUGUUGUUCUAGUGAUUAUACACUGCCACAGUCAGCACAAAGCCGGUUAUUAGUCAUAUUAUGCAAAUAUUUAAUGAAGUUUCUUACCUCAAGCAACUUAUUAGUUGCGUGCGGUUACAGUUGAAUUAUUUUUAAUAGUAGCUACAUGGCCAACUUAAGUGCCAAAUGAAAGUGUGUAAGCCAGAUGUCAAAUUAUAAAACUUUUUUAUUGCUGUGCAUUUGUGCUUUUUGUACUCUGUGGUAUUGAAAUGCAGCAGUCUGACUUUUUAAUUGCUGCCAUUUAUUGCAAUAAAGUUUUGAAGACCUGUUAAA